GUGUUCAAAUUUCUUGAGCAAGAAGAAAAAAGAAAAGUGUCUGCGAUUAAUUGAAUAAAAAGGGGAAGAAGAGGUUGGUUUCGUAAGAAGGUGAAUCGAAUCGAAUAACAACAAUGUUCAGGAACCAGUACGACACGGACGUAACGACAUGGAGCCCAGCGGGGAGGUUGUUUCAGGUGGAGUACGCCAUGGAGGCUGUGAAACAGGGCUCAGCCGCAAUUGGCCUCCGAUCCAAAACUCACGUGGUUCUCGCGUGCGUCAACAAGUCAAACUCCGAACUCUCUUCUCAUCAGAAGAAGAUCUUCAAGGUUGAUGACCACAUCGGCGUCGCCAUCGCCGGCCUCACCGCCGACGGCCGCGUCCUCUCUCGCUACAUGCGAUCUGAAUGCAUCAACCACAAUUACACCUACGAGUCUCCCCUUCCCGUUGGUCGACUCGUCGUUCAGCUCGCCGACAAGGCCCAGGUUUGCACCCAGCGAUCAUGGAAACGUCCUUAUGGGGUUGGUCUCCUGGUAGGUGGACUCGAUGAAACAGGAGCUCACCUCUAUUACAACUGUCCGAGUGGAAGCUAUUUUGAAUAUCAGGCCUUUGCAAUUGGGUCUCGCUCACAAGCUGCAAAGACAUAUUUGGAACGCAGGUUUGAGAACUUCAUGGGUUCCUCACGGGAAGAUCUGAUCAAAGAUGCACUUAUUGCAACUAGGGAAUCCUUGCAAGGUGAAAAGCUCAGAAGUUCUGUGUGCACAGUUGCUGUGGUUGGAGUUGGUGAGCCAUUCCACAUUUUGGAUCAGGAAACUGUUCAACAGUUGAUUGAUGCUUUUGAGAUUGUGAAGGAGGAAGAAGCCCCUCCUGCUGAACCUCAGCCAGCAACUGAGUUGGAGGCUGCCACAGAUCAGAGUUCUGGUGCAGAUCAAGGUGGUGCUGAAAACCAAGGUGGUUCUCCGAUGGAUAUUUAAUGAUUUAAGAUUCAGUUCUGAAGGUGUUAAAAACAGAUAUUUUAAGAUGAGUAGGUUUCAUGUUAAGUGUGUCAUGGGAGAAGAUUUCUCUUUGAUGGAUUUUCUUUUCUUAAUCUUGUUUAUUUCUGCAAUUCAUACAUGGCUGUUCAU
Messenger RNA from Gastrolobium bilobum, 1103 nucleotides. Its product is annotated as proteasome subunit alpha type-1-B-like. Gene Ontology annotation, biological process: ubiquitin-dependent protein catabolic process. Lineage: Eukaryota; Viridiplantae; Streptophyta; Magnoliopsida; Fabales; Fabaceae. Gene Ontology annotation, cellular component: proteasome core complex; proteasome core complex, alpha-subunit complex. The record is from RefSeq and is a predicted model, not a curated record. The transcript has 2 exons. The coding region runs from base 114 to 953 and encodes 279 amino acids.